Molecule: messenger RNA, 2179 nt
Organism: Leopardus geoffroyi (Geoffroy's cat)
Lineage: Eukaryota; Metazoa; Chordata; Mammalia; Carnivora; Felidae
Gene: TECTB
Product: tectorin beta
Exons: 10
Coding region: 147-1136 (329 amino acids)
Cellular component (GO): cell surface
Source: RefSeq, a predicted model, not a curated record
GUGCGUGCUGCUUGAUUUUCACCCUUGAUUUUAACUUCUCGCUCAUGUUUCUGACCUAGAGUGAUCGAGGCUCGGGCUCUGGCAGGACUGUGAACAUUUGGCCAGCUUGGUUUGGCCGCCUGGCAGAGAGUGUGUUCUGAGAAGCAAUGGUGAUGAGGGCCUUUGUCCUGUUGGCUGUCUUUGCAGAAGCCUCUGCAAGAUCUUGCACUCCGAAUAAAGCAGAUGUCAUUCUCGUGUUUUGUUAUCCCAAAACCAUCAUCACCAAAAUCCCCGAGUGUCCUUACGGCUGGGAAGUGCAUCAGCUGGCGCUUGGCGGGCUGUGUUACAAUGGGGUCCAUGAAGGAGGUUACUAUCAAUUUGUGAUCCCAGAUUUGUCACCUAAAAACAAGUCCUACUGUGGGACCCAGUCCGAGUACAAGCCCCCCAUCUAUCACUUCUACAGCCACAUCGUUUCCAAUGACAGCACAGUGAUCGUAAAGAACCAGCCCGUGAACUACUCCUUCUCCUGCACCUACCACUCCACCUACUUGGUGAACCAGGCUGCCUUUGACCAGAGAGUGGCCACUGUUCACGUGAAGAACGGGAGCAUGGGCACAUUUGAAAGCCAAUUGUCUCUCAACUUCUACACUAAUGCCAAGUUCUCCACUAAGAAGGAAGCCCCUUUUGUCCUGGAGACAUCUGAAAUCGGUUCAGAUCUGUUUGCGGGAGUAGAAGCCAAGGGGUUGAGCAUUAGGUUUAAAGUGGUUUUGAAUAGCUGCUGGGCCACACCAUCGGCUGAUUUCAUGUAUCCUUUGCAAUGGCAGCUGAUCAAUAAGGGCUGCCCCACAGAUGAAACAGUCCUUGUACAUGAGAAUGGGAAAGAUCACAGAGCCACCUUCCAAUUCAAUGCUUUCCGGUUCCAGAACAUCCCCAAACUCUCCAAGGUUUGGUUACACUGUGAGACAUUCAUCUGUGACAGUGAGAAGCUCUCCUGCCCAGUGACUUGUGACAAACGGAAGCGACUCCUUCGGGACCAGACAGGGGGCGUCCUCGUAGUGGAGCUCUCCCUCCGUAGCAGGGGAUUCCCCAGUCUCUAUAGCUUCUCAGACGUCCUCUAUCACCUCAUCGUGAUGCUGGGGAUUUGUGCCGUGUUGUAGGGGAUCGCCAGGCAGGCAGUGGCAUCUCCUCCACCCAACAUCAUCUCCUGUGUCGAUGACAAACUCCCAUUUAUUGUGCUGCCAACAAGAACAAACAGAAGAACAUACCGUUGAGGAGCGGAGAAUAGCGCUUUGCCAAUUACGUGUUCCAAUGAUUUUUGCGCCUUUCAGUGAUUGUCUUUGGUGCCCUACUUCCUCUUGUGACUUCCUGUGGCUCUGAGAUCCUACAGUCUCUCUCCGGCAGCUGGCCGAGAAGUCUCCUUUCCCCAGGCUCAAGUCAGGGCUGCAGUGGACUCCUUUGAAAGCCAUUCUAAUUUUAAAACACUAGCACACCCAACCAAGUGCAGCUGAACAUUUUGACGAGAAUGUAGGGCAUAACCACCAAGUCAGUACUAAGUACAGAAUGCACAGGAAUAGCCAAUUUUGCCAAGAGGGGGCCUUUGUCCCUGAGGUUGUGCAAUGCUUAUUUAAGAACCAGGGCUGAGCCACCAGGCAGGGGGUUCCAAUCUUUCAAAUGAUGAUAUGUGGGAAUCAGAGUGGAAUAUAAUACUUUUGCUUAAACCUGAGUAUUAUGAAAGAAAAUAAUUCCUGAGAGGCCCCCAGUGCUAACCUAAUUUGUUUUUAUUAUAGUGUUUCUUCAAUAUGUAUAAACAUUAUAGAGGUAUUAACUGACUCAUUUUUAUAUUUGAUUUCUAAAAUCAAAAGAAAAUUACAGAUGAAAAAGGAAUAAAGCUACAAAAAGAAUAAAACUCACAUCAACAUAAAUUUAACCUCCUACUGUGGCACUGCCUAAAUGAAACCUGCUGCUGGCAACAUGACUCUGGAGUGACAUCGGUGACAAGGUCUCUGGAGUUCCCAAUCCUACCGUAUACCUUGUGAUGCUCGAUGCUCUCACUAUUUGUUUUCUACUUGAUUUAAGAAAUCAUCAGUACCAAAUGGACUGACUUCAUUUAGCCUUUACUCUAACAGUGAAGCAGUUAUCUGUCUUUGUCUCAUUAACUUCUGAUCAUUAGAAUGGAACCCCCCCCCCCCACACACACACA